Molecule: messenger RNA, 252 nt
Organism: Brassicogethes aeneus
Lineage: Eukaryota; Metazoa; Arthropoda; Insecta; Coleoptera; Nitidulidae
Source: the annotation of a GenBank genome assembly
AUGUCUUCCUUAUCAGAUGAACAACAAUGGGAAGAGUUUAAGAAAACUCACAAUAAAAAUUAUGAUGGAGGAGAAGAAGAAUCAAAGAGAUUUAAAAUCUUCCAAGGUACCCUGAGAAAAAUUGAAGAGCACCAAGCAAAGUAUGAUAAAGGAGAAACAACAUUUACCAUGGGUGUGAACCAUUUUGCCGAUUUAACACCUGAAGAAAUGAAAUCAAGAUGUGGCUUGAAACCACAACCAAAGAAGGAUUAG